AUGACCACCGAGGGCGGGCCCCCGCCACCCCCGCCGCGCCCGCCGCCUGCCCCACUCCGCCGUGCGUGCAGCCCGGCGCCCGGCGCGCUCCAGGCCGCCUUGAUGAGCCCGCCGCCCGCCGCCACCCUGGAGACCACCUCGUCGUCGUCAUCUUCAUCUUCUGCCUCCUGUGCCUCGUCUUCUUCCAAUUCGGUCAGCGCCUCGGCGGGUGCCUGCAAGAGUGCGGCGGGUGGCGGCGGCGCGGGAUCCGGGAGUGGGGGUACCAAGAAGGCGACCUCAGGUCUUCGGCGACCCGAGAAGCCUCCCUACUCGUACAUCGCGCUCAUAGUCAUGGCCAUCCAGAGCUCGCCCAGCAAGCGCCUGACGCUCAGCGAGAUCUACCAGUUCCUGCAGGCGCGCUUUCCCUUCUUUCGUGGCGCCUAUCAGGGCUGGAAGAACUCCGUGCGCCACAACCUCUCGCUCAACGAAUGUUUCAUCAAGCUACCCAAGGGCCUCGGGCGGCCCGGCAAGGGCCACUACUGGACCAUCGACCCGGCCAGUGAGUUCAUGUUCGAGGAGGGCUCGUUCCGCCGGCGGCCGCGCGGCUUCAGGCGGAAGUGCCAGGCGCUCAAGCCCAUGUACCAUCGUGUGGUGAGUGGCUUGGGCUUCGGGGCCUCGCUGCUGCCCCAGGGCUUCGACUUCCAAGCGCCCCCUUCAGCGCCUCUGGGCUGCCACGGUCAGGGUGGCUAUGGUGGCCUCGACAUGAUGCCCACAGGCUAUGAUACCGGCGCGGGUGCUCCGGGCCACGCGCAUCCACACCACCUCCACCACCAUCACGUCCCCCACAUGUCGCCCAACCCGGGCUCCACCUAUAUGGCUAGCUGUCCGGUGCCUGCAGGUCCUGCGGGCGUCGGUGCGGGAGCGGGUGGCAGCGGUGGCGGCGGUGACUAUGGGCCGGACAGCAGCAGCAGCCCAGUGCCCUCAUCCCCGGCCAUGGCGAGCGCGAUCGAGUGUCACUCGCCCUACACUAGCCCUGCAGCACAUUGGAGUUCGCCUGGCGCCUCACCUUACCUCAAGCAGCCUGCCCUGACGCCAAGCAGUAACCCUGCAGCCUCUGCUGGCCUGCACCCCAGCAUGUCCUCCUACUCGCUGGAGCAGAGCUACUUGCACCAGAACGCCCGCGAGGAUCUCUCAGUGGGACUGCCCCGUUAUCAGCAUCACUCCACCCCAGUGUGUGACAGAAAAGAUUUCGUCCUCAAUUUCAAUGGCAUUUCUUCUUUCCAUCCCUCCGCUAGUGGCUCUUAUUAUCACCAUCACCACCAGAGCGUGUGCCAAGAUAUUAAGCCCUGUGUUAUGUGA
Arvicola amphibius (Eurasian water vole) is the source of this 1338-nucleotide messenger RNA. RefSeq names its product forkhead box F2 (gene Foxf2). The coding region runs from base 1 to 1338 and encodes 445 amino acids. Gene Ontology annotation, molecular function: RNA polymerase II cis-regulatory region sequence-specific DNA binding; DNA-binding transcription factor activity, RNA polymerase II-specific. Gene Ontology annotation, cellular component: nucleus. Gene Ontology annotation, biological process: animal organ morphogenesis; regulation of transcription by RNA polymerase II. The record is from RefSeq and is a predicted model, not a curated record. Lineage: Eukaryota; Metazoa; Chordata; Mammalia; Rodentia; Cricetidae. The transcript is spliced from 2 exons.